This is a messenger RNA of Cherax quadricarinatus, 513 nucleotides long. The record is from RefSeq and is a predicted model, not a curated record. Lineage: Eukaryota; Metazoa; Arthropoda; Malacostraca; Decapoda; Parastacidae.
AUGAAGAAAAUUGAGAUGUUAGGCAAGCUUAAGAGUGGCUCACGUGUGGUGGAUAUAGUGAGGGCCUGUGGCCUUAAUGAAGCAUCAGCUCGUACAAUUAACAAAAUGAGUCUCUUUCCAAAGGUUGUUUUCAAGAAGCAGUUGAGCAGGUACCAGUGGGUUUCUUUGAUCAUCCUGACCUUGGGAUGUGUCAUCAAGCAGCUAAGUUCCAUUAAGAAAGAAGAAGUAUCACCCACACAUACUGUGUCCAUAUUGACAACACUGCUUUCUAAUGUUGUAUCACUUCAUAUAUUCCUCAUGUUAGUUCAGGUGUUCUGCUCCUGCCUUGCUGGUGUCUAUAAUGAAAAACUGUUGAAAGACACUGGUGCUGAGGUGCAUAUUAUGGUGCAGAAUGUCUUCAUGUACAUUGACUCCAUCAUUUGUAAUGCACUGGUUCUCCUCUGUAGAGGAGACAUAUUAUCUGCCUUUACAACUACAUCACUAUCUCAGGUUUGUUGAUAUAAAGAUAUUUUU